Etheostoma cragini (Arkansas darter) is the source of this 1178-nucleotide messenger RNA. Its product is annotated as serine/threonine-protein phosphatase PP1-beta catalytic subunit-like. Lineage: Eukaryota; Metazoa; Chordata; Actinopteri; Perciformes; Percidae. Gene Ontology annotation, cellular component: cytoplasm; nucleus. The annotation marks the transcript as partial. Gene Ontology annotation, molecular function: protein serine/threonine phosphatase activity. Gene Ontology annotation, biological process: circadian regulation of gene expression; regulation of circadian rhythm. The record is from RefSeq and is a predicted model, not a curated record. The transcript has 8 exons.
GGAUGGUGAGACUAGACUAGAUGUUAUUAUGCAUAGGAUAUACAGUAUUUUUGUCAGCCUAAAGUCAUGAUUAAAUCAAUUUGAAUUAAAAUAAAGAUGGUUAGAUACUUCUCUGAUUGUCAUCGACAGUUACUGUUUUCUUGACAACAACGCCUCCUGGUGUCUUUAAAGGGAAUCAAAUCGGCCAACACUACCACAUCAGUUUGAAGAUGGCGGAGGGUGAACUGAACGUGGACAGCCUCAUCUCUCGGCUCCUGGAAGUACGGGGAUGUCGCCCAGGGAAGAUAGUCCAGAUGACAGAGGCAGAGGUGCGAGGUCUCUGCAUCAAAUCCAGGGAGAUCUUCCUCAGCCAGCCCAUCCUUCUGGAGCUUGAGGCACCCCUGAAGAUCUGUGGUGAUAUCCAUGGGCAAUACACAGAUCUACUGAGGCUGUUUGAGUAUGGUGGUUUCCCUCCAGAGGCAAACUACCUGUUCCUGGGCGACUACGUGGACAGAGGGAAACAGUCCCUGGAAACCAUCUGCCUUCUGUUGGCCUACAAGAUUAAAUACCCAGAGAACUUUUUCCUGCUCAGGGGCAACCAUGAGUGUGCUUCCAUCAACCGCAUCUACGGCUUCUACGAUGAGUGCAAGCGCAGGUUCAACAUUAAGUUGUGGAAGACCUUCACCGACUGUUUUAACUGCCUCCCCAUAGCUGCUAUCAUUGAUGAGAAGAUCUUCUGCUGCCAUGGAGGGUUAUCGCCUGAUUUGCAGUCAAUGGAGCAGAUUCGCAGGAUCAUGAGACCAACAGACGUGCCUGAUACAGGCCUGCUGUGUGACCUGUUGUGGUCAGACCCAGAUAAGGAUGUACAAGGUUGGGGAGAGAAUGACCGCGGGGUCUCCUUCACUUUCGGAGCAGACGUGGUCAGCAAGUUCUUAAACCGCCACGACCUGGACCUCAUCUGCAGAGCCCACCAGGUUGUGGAGGAUGGAUAUGAGUUUUUUGCCAAACGCCAACUGGUCACACUUUUCUCUGCUCCAAACUACUGCGGGGAGUUUGACAAUGCAGGCGGCAUGAUGAGUGUUGAUGAAUCCCUCAUGUGCUCCUUCCAGAUCCUAAAGCCCUCAGAGAAGAAAGCCAAGUAUCAGUAUGGUGGUGUAAAUUCUGGUCGGCCGGUCACCCCACCCCGCACCACCCAAGCC